AUGCCAGCACGUCGGCCAGCCCCCGGCCUAAACGUGCAGGCGAAGAACGACGACAAUCCCUCUGCCUCCAAGAAACCUCGCUUUGACGUGCGCAACCCGUCUGCGCUCGCCCCAGACGCUGUAGAAGAAGAUGCCAUGCUCGAAGCUGACGAGAUCGGCAAGCGUGGACAGCAAGUGAAAAGAAAUGCGGUGAACAUUGAUGGGUAUGAGAGCGACAGCUCGAAUGAGGGGUUUGAUGCAAGGGCAGACGCAAAGGCCAAAGAAUUGAAGGCACAGGGAAAGUCCAAUGGGCGGGGCAGUAAGCAGGAGGUGGAAAAUGACAUGUUCGCGGGUAUAGAGGAAGCAGAGCCCGGAGAGGGUGUAGAUGGAGACGAUGAUGAAGAGCUCGCUGCUGAGGGAAAGCGGAGGAAGAAGGAGGUGAAGUUUCUGGAUGAAAAGGAAAUUGAGGGACAGGUGCUGAAUAGUAAGAGUGGAGGUCACGUCAGUGCGGAUUUCUCAGUGAAUGGGAAUGGGAUUGCAAAUGGAGGUGGCAAGGGAAAGGGCAGAGAGCAAGAGGAGGAGAGCAGCAGCGAUGAGAGCGAGGUGGAUGAAGAGGACCGUGCUGCUCUGGGUGAGGCAGAUGAAGAGAUUGGUGCAGGAGGGAAGAAGGAACAUGCGCCGAAGGUGGAUGCCUUUAAUAUGAGGAAUGAGAAUGAGGAAGGGAGAUUUGAUGCUUCCGGCAAUUUUGUACGGAAAGCCGCGGAUCCAGAUGCUGUGCAUGAUUCUUGGCUUGUGGGCGUCAGUAAGAAGGACAUGAAGCGAGCUAAAGAGGCAUCCGACCAAAGAAACGAACAGCUUCGGGCCAAGCAGAUGGAGGAUGAUAAGAUGCUGACAGGUGACGUCCUGAAAAGUUUGAUCUCAAAUCUACAAAUUGGAGAGACCGUGUUGGAAGCGCUCGCGAGGCUUGGGACAGGGAAAAAGGAGAAACCUAAGUGGCAAAGAAAUAGGCGGAAGAAUGGAGACGAAAUGGAUGUCGACAAGGAGAAGCCCCCUGAAGAUCCCAAGGAGACGAGAAGGAAAGAAGCCGUCGAGGCUAUUACUGAGGCAGCAGAUUUACUGCUCACCAGAGGAAAGACGGAAAUAUACGACACGGAACGCGAGCUGCUGACAAGGCAAUACACGCGGGAAACCGGAGAGCAGUGGGUUGACUCGCGGCAGGACGAUGACGACGACACGAACGAAAUCGACGAAUCCAGACAUUGGCAAUACAGAUGGUCUGACGGCAGAGACAGAGUUGAAGCGCAUGGACCUUAUGAUAGUAAAAUGAUGAAAGCGUGGAUUGAUGCUGGAUAUUUUGGUGACGGCGUUGAAUAUAGAGAAGUUGGGACGAGCGAUUGGUUGAAAGUCCUUGAUCUGUAA
Molecule: messenger RNA, 1398 nt
Organism: Bacidia gigantensis
Lineage: Eukaryota; Fungi; Ascomycota; Lecanoromycetes; Lecanorales; Ramalinaceae
Exons: 2
Coding region: 1-1398 (465 amino acids)
Cellular component (GO): U5 snRNP
Molecular function (GO): protein binding
Source: RefSeq, a predicted model, not a curated record